AUGUGUCACCCAGGUUUGCCUUUAGUUAGCCAAAGGAACUUGGUGGUGUAUCAAAGAUGGCUCGUUGUGCAAGCAGUUGAGACAGAAACCGCACAUGCACGAACAGAGGUGGCUGCUGGUGGCGGCAGUGCUAUUGCUUGCUCGAUAAAGCAGUGUUUGUGUUCACCCACAAGGCACCCCGGAUCCUUCAGGUGCAAGCACCACCGUUCUGAUUAUGUGUGGCGUGGGAGAAUAAGAAGAAAGAAGCAACUCCUUGAAAGGUCCGAUUUUCACACUGGGUUACGUCGAGAAACAUUAUUUAGUGGAGUAACAGAACCAACAGGCAUAGAAACAUGA
Messenger RNA from Dovyalis caffra, 336 nucleotides. The record is from the annotation of a GenBank genome assembly. Lineage: Eukaryota; Viridiplantae; Streptophyta; Magnoliopsida; Malpighiales; Salicaceae.